ACCAAUCGUUCUUCUUGGAAUGCGCUUUGCGCCUACGAAUUCCCGGGCGCUGGAAUGGCGAGUGAUGAGAAUCUCCAUGGAGCGCAAGGCAUCAGCGAGCUCUGCCAGCGCCUAGGCCCCGCGUGGACGUGCCAGGGCAGCGAGACCUCCACUGGCUUCUUCGUGGAGCUCCUCAAGUCCAACGCCACGCCAGUAGUCCCGCGAUCCACUCCAAGGCACUGCCCCAGCCUCCUCCUCACCCAGGAGGAGCAAAGGUGGAGAUUUGGCACUCGAGCCUUUGCCUAUUGCCUGGGACUGGCCUAUUGCUUCCUGGGACUGGCAGUGAUCACUCGCGUCUACAUGAGAGCUCUGGAUUCCAUCGUUCGCCACAGCAGGAAAUCGGUCCACAGGGAUCCCAUCACUGGGCUCAGAAUUUUCAGCGAGAGGAGGAUCUGGAAUCCCACCGUCGCGGACAUCACGCUCCUCGCGCUGGGAACUUGUGCUCCACAGGUCUCGCUCGCGGUGAUUGAUGCCUUCCAACACAUUGGACAAACUUCUGGCAGUUACACUCCUUUUUCUUUCUUCUUUUUUCUCUUUUGUUGUUCUUGGAUUUGUAUUCUUCUCUUUUGUCAUCUUUGCAUUGAUGGAGCUUCGUUUCCUCGGAUGUUUGCAGAGCUUGGAGCUGGAACGCUGCUCGGAUCGACGGCAUUUAACUUGUUCUUGAUACUCGCGGUUUGCGUCGUGGCUCCCAAACGCUUCCAGACCAAGUCGAUAAGGAACGUUGGAGUUUAUAUCAUCGAAGUUGUUUGGUCUUUCUGGGCCUACGUCUGGCUCUUUUUGAUCUUGGAGAUCUGGACUCCCAACGAGAUCACUCUCUGGGAAGCAGUCUUGACAGUGGCACAGUUCCCACUUCUGGUUCUUCACGCUUACGUCCAAGACAGGAACUGGAAAUAUUUGUCAAUACCACUGAGAGAGUCGGACGCUAUCGAAAGCUCGGACAUGAACAACUUACAUGAGCUCGCCAACGUUUCUCGGAGCUCCAAGUUCGCGGCCAUGAGGACCUGGAGAGGCAUUAUGAUGAGUCUUAUGGCAGAUAUAUCGAAGGCUCCGAGUCGUCAGCUGCGAAGGCAGCGGUCUUGCACUUCACCGAUGGCAGCGCGGAUGUUUUCGGUAAGAGAGUUGGUUGCCACUCGGCCUCAUAAUUUUCGUUUGUUCUUCUUUUCGAGCCGAGCAGAAGACGUUGAUACGAGCAGCAGAGACAACUUCGCGUUUCUGAGAGAGGGAGCCGAAACCGAGCAUUUCUCUUGGAAAGCUCUGGGUACCGCGUGGAAGAACCAGUUUUACGAUGCCAUGACCGUAAGCUUCUUCGGUUCCCUCGACUUUUUUGCUGAACUUUGUUUUCGAUGUCAGGUAGCUAGCAUCGAAGAGGGUCGUGGUCAAAGGAAGCGCACUCCCUCGACGCUCCAGUUGCUACUCCAUCCCAUUGUCUCUUACUGGAAAGUCAGCUUUGCUUUCAUUCCCCCCGUUCAACUUCUUCACGGAUGGCUCGCGUUUCUGGGCUCCAUUUGCUUCAUUACAUGGAUCUCCUACGUCGUUGUCGCGCUCUCAAAUCGCAUCAACUGCGUGACAGGAAUCAGCUCCUACGUACUGGCUUUGACGGUGUUAGCGGCAGGAACGUCCCUUCCAAACCUUAUGGCGAGUAAGAUCGCUGCGGAGGAAUACGACACUGCGGAUUCAGCCAUAGCAAACAUCAAUGCGAGCAAUUGUAUCAAUGUUUACGUGGGAUUUGGCGUCCCGUGGUGCGUCUCAGCACUCUAUAGCACGGGCUUCCAUCAGAAUCUGGUGGUUCCCGUAGAGGGAUUGAAAUUUCUGCUCUCGGUCUAUUUCUCCACGGCAAUAACGUGCUUCGUUGCUCUUACAGCGAGGCGACGUCUUCUGGGAGGAGAACUAGGUGGACCCCGGAAAUGGGCUUGGGCUUCUGCCAUCUUCUUUUUCCUUCUCUGGAUCACAUUCUUGACGCUUGCUUGUUUGGCAGGCAGAUUUACGUGAUCUGUUGUAAAAAUAAGCCAUCAAUUACACAUAGAAUCAAUUCUUUUGCCA
Messenger RNA from Selaginella moellendorffii, 2079 nucleotides. RefSeq names its product magnesium/proton exchanger. Gene Ontology annotation, cellular component: membrane. The coding region runs from base 55 to 2028 and encodes 657 amino acids. The record is from RefSeq and is a predicted model, not a curated record. The transcript has 6 exons. Lineage: Eukaryota; Viridiplantae; Streptophyta; Lycopodiopsida; Selaginellales; Selaginellaceae. Gene Ontology annotation, biological process: metal ion transport; transmembrane transport.